AUGUCUUCUAAACAAAUACCUCAAAGUAUGCUGAAGCUGUGGAACAAGUACAGAGUCUCCAACAUUCCUUCCCUGAUAUUUAUCGAUGCCUCCACUGGGAAGGUGGUUUGCAGAAAUGGCCUCCUGGUAAUCCGAGAUGACCCAGAAGGUCUGGAGUUCCCCUGGGGGCCAAAACCCUUCAGUGAAGUUGUUGCUGGGCCUCUGCUAAGGAACAAUGGCCAGACACUAGACAGCAGUGCCCUGGAGGGCUCGCACGUUGGGGUCUACUUCUCUGCACAUUGGUGCCCGCCGUGCCGCAGCCUCACCAGGGUCCUGGUGGAGUCCUACCGGAAAAUCAAGGAAGCAGGGCAGAAGUUUGAGAUACUCUUCGUUAGUGCAGACAGGUCAGAGGACUCGUUCAAGCAGUACUUCAGUGAGAUGCCCUGGGUGGCUGUGCCCUACGCUGACGAGGCCCGACGGUCGCGCCUGAACCGACUCUACGGGAUCCAAGGCAUCCCGACUCUCAUUGUGCUGGACCCCCAGGGAGAAGUGAUCACACGGCAGGGGCGGGUGGAGGUGCUGAACGACGUUGAGUGCCGCGAGUUCCCCUGGCACCCCAAGCCCGUGCUGGAGCUGACGGACUCCAAUGCUGUGCAGCUGAACGAGGGCCCCUGCCUCGUCCUCUUCGUAGAUUCAGAGGAUGAUGGAGAGUCGGAGGCAGCGAAACAACUGAUCCAGCCCAUAGCUGAAAAAAUCAUUGCCAAGUACAAAGCCAAAGAGGAGGAGGCACCGCUGCUCUUCUUCGUGGCGGGCGAGGAUGACAUGACUGACUCCCUGCGGGAUUACACCAACCUGCCCGAGGCUGCUCCCCUGCUCACCAUCCUGGACAUGUCAGCCCGGGCCAAGUACGUGAUGGAUGUGGAGGAGAUCACGCCCGAGAUCGUGGAAGCUUUUGUCAGCGACUUUCUAGCAGACAAGCUAAAACCCGAGCCCAUCUAAGGGGGCUUCUGCACCAACAGACGUUAUUUAAAAAUAGGUCUCUCUUCCGUGGAUUCUCCAGCGUGUCCUCACGCCCAACCCAGUAUCCAACCUUCUUGUGGUGCCUUGUUUUACGCAGUGAAUCCUUCUCCUAAGCAAGCUCCUUGAGAUGCACUUCCAGCAGGGAGUCGUUGGCGUUUGGAGACUGCGCUUGUGCUUCAUGGUGAUAUAUUCUCUAAUACUCCGGCCAGAACUGUUACUGUAUCGUUAUUUUAUACAUGACACUAGCUAGCAGGCAGAUCUUUUUGCAUGGUGUUCUUCCCAACGUUCUGCAUCAGGCAGUGGAUGGGGCUCUCGGGGCUUUUUCUUUUGUCCUUCUCCCCCUUCUUUCCUUUCCUGCCACCCCUGCUGACUAAAUGACUUUAAGGAAGCAAUAAGGAAAUUGUUCCCUCUGCCCCUGACCCAUCCUUCUUUCCUGAGUACCGGUGCCCUGACGAGGCCAAGACAAAGUCUUAACUGCUGACAACCUCUGAAAGCCCA
Messenger RNA from Chaetura pelagica (chimney swift), 1497 nucleotides. It is a transcript of the gene NXN, whose product is annotated as nucleoredoxin. Gene Ontology annotation, molecular function: thioredoxin-disulfide reductase (NADPH) activity. The record is from RefSeq and is a predicted model, not a curated record. Lineage: Eukaryota; Metazoa; Chordata; Aves; Apodiformes; Apodidae. The transcript is spliced from 8 exons. Bases 1 to 978 code for a protein of 325 amino acids.